GCUGUUCUUUUAUCGCUAAUUUGACUAGCCCAAUUGUGCUUCAUGGGGAAAUAGGCUAUUUAACUUCACAGGUUUUAUUCAAGUCAGAAAUAUUGUUUAAUAUGACCGAAUCUAUCUGAAUACACUGUACAUCGACGAACGUCAUUUUAAGGGGUUAGAGCGAGUAAAAAACAUUUCAGAAACUUGCUGGAAGCCCGUCAAGAAGAUGUUGCAUGGAUUGUUGUAACGGCAUUCUAGUGUCCACAUCGUGUCAUUAGGUAACGUUACAUCUAUGCACCUCCUCAUAAAGAUCAGCUGACCAUCUAAGGGCGUGAAGUUCUUCCAACCUUCUAAAUAUCUGCUUCUACUUCAUUCAAAGAGCAUUUGAACUUAAAGAACCAUGGAUAUUAAAACCGAGUCUGAAGAUAAUCUGGACUGUGAUCGGCCCGCGCCCAUUGAAGUUUUUGCCAGCAGGUCUACGCUCCAUGGCAUCUCACACAUGUUCAGUUAUGAACGCCAGUGCAUCAAACGAUGCAUCUGGAUCAUGUUUUUCAUGGGUUCGUUUUCGUUCUUGGUGCUUGUUUGCGUGGACCGCAUCAAGUUUUACUUUCAGUACCCCCAUGUCACCAAGCUGGACGAGGUCACGGCACCAAUGAUGGCGUUUCCUGCCAUUACCUUCUGCAACCUGAACUCUUUCCGCUUCAGCCGCGUGACGCGCAACGACCUGUACCACGCGGGCGAGCUGCUCGCGCUGUUAAACGGCAGGUGA
This is a messenger RNA of Sinocyclocheilus grahami, 748 nucleotides long. Its product is annotated as acid-sensing ion channel 1-like. Gene Ontology annotation, biological process: sodium ion transmembrane transport. Gene Ontology annotation, cellular component: plasma membrane. The coding region runs from base 380 to 748 and encodes 122 amino acids. NCBI's taxonomy places the organism in Eukaryota, Metazoa, Chordata, Actinopteri, Cypriniformes, Cyprinidae. The transcript has a single exon. The record is from RefSeq and is a predicted model, not a curated record. Gene Ontology annotation, molecular function: ligand-gated sodium channel activity.